CGUUUGUGAUUUUCGCGCUAUUUUUUCCCGCUGAUGCCGGCUUGCUGUCAUUUUAUAGAGGUCAGCAACGUUAACGUUAUUAGUUACUCGUAAAUUCUUGUUUUAACUUUAUUUUUAGGAUAAAACAAACAAAUCUGUCAAAAUGUUUGAAGCGCGCCUACUCCGAAGUUCCAUCCUGAAGAAAGUCCUGGAAGCGAUUAAGGACCUCCUCACACAGGCCGCAUUUGACUGUGAUGAUAAUGGAAUACAAUUGCAGGCUAUGGACAACUCGCACGUGUCGCUGGUGUCCCUAACCCUCAGAGCGGAUGGGUUUGAUAAGUACAGGUGUGAUAGGAAUAUAUCAAUGGGCAUGAAUUUAGGAAGUAUGUCUAAAAUUUUGAAGUGUGCGGGCGACAAGGACACAGUGACGAUGAAAGCGCAGGACAAUGCAGAUACUGUCACAUUUGUGUUUGAGAGCCCCAACCAGGAAAAGGUGUCCGAUUAUGAGAUGAAACUCACAAACUUGGAUUUAGAGCACUUAGGUAUCCCAGAGACUGAAUACAGCUGCACAAUCCGUAUGCCGAGCGUGGAGUUUGCAAGGAUUUGCCGCGAUCUCUCACAGUUCGGCGAUUCUAUGGUCAUAUCCUGCACAAAAGAAGGUGUAAAGUUCUCGACGAGUGGCGACAUUGGUUCGGCGAAUGUCAAAUUGGCACAAACCGCGUCCAUAGACAAAGAGGAGGAGGCAGUCGUCAUCGAAAUGGACGAACCAGUGACUCUCACAUUUGCAUGCCAGUACCUUAACUACUUCACUAAGGCCACCUCCUUGACUCCACAGGUUCAACUGUCGAUGUCGGCGGACGUGCCGCUAGUAGUCGAAUACCGCAUUCCCGAUAUCGGCCAUAUUCGCUACUACCUAGCGCCGAAGAUUGAAGAAGAGGAUAGCUAGAUUACUACUAUAAUACACAAAAUUCUUUGUUAGGCUCGAGGCACAUUGGCGUGACGUCCAAUCGACGCCCGAGACGGUUUCGACGCCAAUAUUCGUUUCUGUGCCUACAAUCAAUUCUAUCCAAUAACCAGACAAGUACGAGAGAAAGUAAAGUCUGUUCUCUUAAACAGUGUCGGUACACCCGCAGGUGCACUUAUUAUUUUGCUUUUAUUUUAUUAUUUUGUACUGUUUGUUAAAUGAUUUUAUAUUAUAAAAAUAGAAUGUGAAUAAUAAACAAGUAAGGUAGCAAAGAGAAUUUUAUGAGAAGGUAGACGCUAAAUUCUCCUGCGGGUGUACCGCCGCACGCGGCGACUUUGAUGUCGCGGCGGCGCCUUUUGACAAAAU
Molecule: messenger RNA, 1309 nt
Organism: Maniola jurtina (meadow brown)
Lineage: Eukaryota; Metazoa; Arthropoda; Insecta; Lepidoptera; Nymphalidae
Gene: Pcna
Product: proliferating cell nuclear antigen
Exons: 7
Coding region: 143-925 (260 amino acids)
Biological process (GO): translesion synthesis; leading strand elongation; regulation of DNA replication
Cellular component (GO): PCNA complex
Molecular function (GO): DNA polymerase processivity factor activity; DNA binding
Source: RefSeq, a predicted model, not a curated record